AUGGACGACCGAACGUUCAUGGUCCCGAAACAUUCGGGGUACAACGUGCUGCCGAAUACGCCCCUUUUUAGUCGGUUACUCCGGUAUGCGAGUCGGACACCUGCGCGCAUAGCCAUUGACGAUACCCGGUCGAAGUAUCAGCGGACGCAUCUGGAGUUGCUUUCUGAUGUGCUGGCCUUGCGCGAAACGAUCCUAAGCACCCUAGACCCAGGUGCAAUCGAAGCGCUAGAACGAAGAGACGAGCUUUAUAUCGCUAUAGUGGCAGCGGGUGGAUAUGAAUAUACGGUCGCAAUGCUCGCCGUGCUGGCGCUCGGCGCAGCUGCAGUGCCCAUAUCGCCGGCAUUGCCAGUGGAGGAGGCGGCAUACUUCGUUGAGAAAUCACGGGCGCCCCUGGUGCUCGUCAGUUCGUUUGAUCUGGAGAAGUGCUGCAGGCUAGAGAAGCGGAUCUCGGCCUCAUGCAACGAAUCCUUCAAGGGAGUUCCCAUAGGCCCGUGUACCUUUACUCCGCCUUUGGAUCCGAAGGACAUUCUAAUCUCCUCAGAUCGUGCGCUGGAGGAAAACGGUCCCAGUGUGGUCAUCUUCACCUCUGGGACCACGGGACCCCCCAAGGGCGCAGUUAUGCGUAGGUCUUACGUCUUCGACUGUGCCCUGUCUGUAGCGGAUCAUUACCGGCUCACAGAGGACGACGUCAUGCUCCAUGUCCUUCCGGUUCACCAUGCCACGGGCGUUGGCAUCAACUUCUUCCCAUUCCUGAUAUCCGGUAGCCGUAUCGAGUUCCGCAGCGGAGGCUUCGACGAGGUGUGGAUGUGGGAGAGGUGGAAGGAAGGCGCCGUCAACCCUCGGCGGCGUUUAACCUUCUUCUCGGGCGUGCCGACGAUCUUUAUGCGCAUGCGACGUCACUACCAGCGCCAGCUGGCCCAGCUGCGGAGCGGUGAGCUGGCAAAAUAUAUAGCCGGGGCCCGGCAAUUUAGAGCGAUACUGUGUGGUACAUCAGCCCUGCCACAACCACUCAACGACUUCUGGACAAGGCUCAUGCAGAUGAGGAUCAUCCAACGAUAUGGCGCCACGGAGUUCGGCGCCGUGUUCAAAGUCCGCCUAGAUGACAAGAAGACGCCGGAUGGCUCGGUGGGCGAACUGGUGAGCGGUAUCGACAUCAAGUUGUCCGAGGGCGAUGAGGGAGAGAUUCUCGUCAAGAGCCCGCACAUGUUCUCGAAAUAUCUGUUUGACGCAGAGGCUACAGCGAGCUGCCACGACGAGGACGGGUACUUUCGGACGGGCGACGUCGCACGUAGGGAGGGCAGGUACUACUUCAUCGUCGGCCGGAAGUCGCUGGACAUUAUCAAGUCGGGCGGGUACAAGAUAUCGGCGCUGGACAUUGAGCGGGAGCUGUUAGCGCUGCCGUACAUUGCGGAAGCCAUGGUGGUUGGAGUGGCGGACGAAGAGUUCGGGCAGCGCGUCGCCGCCCUGGUCUCGCUACACGACGAAGAGCUCACCGAUGCGUUCCUAGAGACGUACGGGAGCAGCGAGCACAUCCUAACCAUCGAAGAUCUGCGCAAGGACCUUCGUGGUAGACUUGCUGGAUACAAGAUGCCGACCUUGCUCCGGAUCGCGGACGGAGAGCUGCCCAAGACAGCUACCGGCAAAGUGCAGAAGAAAGUGCUUGGUCCCGAGUCCUUCCCGGUCGCCUAUCACGCGUGUCCGGAGGUGCAGCAGUGGGCGACGUCUUCGAGAGGGCUUGCGAAGUUGUAGAUACCUAUAUGGCUGGGGGAGCAGAAGUGGGGAGUUGUUGACAUGUCGACGCGACUGGUGUCUAGCAGGCAUGACCGAGGCGCUUUCCGUAACAGGACUAGUGUACAAAUCAGCCACAAAAAGUC
Messenger RNA from Trematosphaeria pertusa, 1874 nucleotides. Its product is annotated as acetyl-CoA synthetase-like protein. Lineage: Eukaryota; Fungi; Ascomycota; Dothideomycetes; Pleosporales; Trematosphaeriaceae. The transcript is spliced from 4 exons. The record is from RefSeq and is a predicted model, not a curated record. Gene Ontology annotation, biological process: fatty acid metabolic process. Bases 1 to 1749 code for a protein of 582 amino acids. Gene Ontology annotation, molecular function: medium-chain fatty acid-CoA ligase activity.